GCUCGAAGGCCGUGGAAGAUCGCGGCCGAAGCAGAUAAAUUCAUUUCCUUCCGCCUUCUCGGACUCUUUUUUUUUCUCCUCAGAAAUAUUUUCACCAAUUCAAUUACACAUCACAUACAUUAAUACACAAUGUCAAAAGCUGUUGGAAUCGAUCUCGGCACCACCUACUCGUGCGUCGCCCACUUCUCCAACGACAGAGUCGAAAUCAUCGCCAAUGACCAGGGCAACCGCACAACACCCUCCUUCGUCGCCUUCACCGACUCCGAGCGACUGAUCGGUGAUGCCGCCAAGAACCAGGCCGCCAUGAACCCUGCCAACACCGUCUUCGAUGCUAAGCGUCUGAUCGGUCGCAAGUUCACCGACGCUGAGGUCCAGGGCGACAUCAAGCACUUCCCCUUCAAGGUCAUCGACCGCGCCGGCAAGCCCGUCAUCCAGGUCGAGUUCAAGGGCGAGGACAAGGUCUUCACCCCCGAGGAGAUCUCCUCCAUGAUCCUCACCAAGAUGCGCGAGACCGCCCAGGGCUUCCUCGGCGGUGACGUUACCAACGCCGUCAUCACCGUCCCUGCCUACUUCAACGACUCCCAGCGCCAGGCUACCAAGGACGCCGGUCUCAUCGCCGGCCUCAACGUCCUCCGUAUCAUCAACGAGCCCACCGCUGCCGCCAUCGCCUACGGUCUCGACAAGAAGGCCGAGGGUGAGCGAAACGUCUUGAUCUUCGAUCUCGGUGGUGGUACCUUCGAUGUCUCUCUCCUUUCCAUCGAGGAGGGCAUCUUCGAGGUCAAGGCUACCGCCGGUGACACCCACUUGGGUGGUGAGGACUUUGACAACCGUCUCGUCAACCAUUUCGUCGCUGAGUUCAAGCGCAAGCACAAGAAGGAUCUCUCCUCCAACCAGCGUGCUCUGCGAAGACUGAGAACCGCUUGCGAGCGUGCCAAGCGUACUCUGUCGUCCUCCACCCAGACCUCGAUCGAGAUCGACUCGCUCUUCGAGGGUGUUGACUUCUACACCUCGAUCACCCGUGCUCGUUUCGAGGAGCUCUGCCAGGACCUCUUCCGCUCGACCAUCGACCCCGUCGAGAAGGUCCUCCGUGACGCCAAGCUCGACAAGUCGAGCGUCGACGAGAUCGUCCUUGUUGGUGGUUCGACCCGUAUCCCCAAGGUCCAGAAGCUCGUCUCUGACUACUUCAACGGCAAGGAGCCCAACAAAUCGAUCAACCCCGAUGAGGCUGUUGCCUACGGUGCCGCUGUCCAGGCCGCUAUCUUGUCUGGCGACACCUCGUCCAAGACCCAGGACCUCUUGCUUCUCGACGUUGCUCCUCUCUCGCUCGGAAUCGAGACCGCUGGCGGUGUCAUGACCAAGCUCAUCCCCAGAAACACCACCAUCCCCACCAAGAAGUCUGAGAUCUUCUCGACCUACGCUGACAACCAGCCCGGUGUGUUGAUCCAGGUCUACGAGGGUGAGCGUGCUCGCACUAAGGACAACAACUUGCUCGGCAAGUUCGAGCUCACUGGAAUUCCUCCUGCCGCCCGUGGUGUUCCCCAGAUUGAGGUCACUUUCGACAUUGACGCCAACGGAAUCUUGAACGUGUCUGCUGUCGAGAAGGGCACCGGAAAGUCGAACAAGAUCACGAUCACAAACGACAAGGGCCGUCUGUCGAAGGAGGACAUUGAGCGCAUGGUCUCCGAGGCUGAGAAGUACAAGGAGGACGACGAGAAGGAGUCUUCUCGUAUUGCUGCCAAGAACGGUCUCGAGUCGUACUCGUACUCGCUCAAGAACACUCUCAGCGAGGAGAAGGUCAACGAGAAGCUCGAUGCUGAUGACAAGUCGAAGCUGCAGAAGGCUAUCGACGAGACCGUCGAGUGGCUCGACAGCAACCAGACCGCUACCACUGAGGAGUUCUCCGACAAGCAGAAGGAGCUCGAGGGCGUUGCCAACCCGAUCAUGAUGAAGUUCUACAACGCUGGCGGUGCUCCUGGCGGUGCUCCUGGCGGUGCUCCUGGUGGCGCUCCUGGUGGAUUCCCCGGUGCGGGAGCUGAGGCUCCUGGCAGCGACGGCCCCACCGUUGAGGAGGUCGACUAA
Messenger RNA from Myxozyma melibiosi, 2079 nucleotides. RefSeq lists its product as uncharacterized. The record is from RefSeq and is a predicted model, not a curated record. Lineage: Eukaryota; Fungi; Ascomycota; Lipomycetes; Lipomycetales; Lipomycetaceae. Gene Ontology annotation, molecular function: ATP-dependent protein folding chaperone; ATP binding. Gene Ontology annotation, cellular component: cytoplasm; plasma membrane; cytosol. The coding region runs from base 130 to 2079 and encodes 649 amino acids. Gene Ontology annotation, biological process: SRP-dependent cotranslational protein targeting to membrane, translocation. The transcript has 2 exons.